This is a messenger RNA of Metarhizium album ARSEF 1941, 2949 nucleotides long. RefSeq names its product vacuolar protein-sorting protein BRO1. Lineage: Eukaryota; Fungi; Ascomycota; Sordariomycetes; Hypocreales; Clavicipitaceae. The record is from RefSeq and is a predicted model, not a curated record. Gene Ontology annotation, biological process: protein transport to vacuole involved in ubiquitin-dependent protein catabolic process via the multivesicular body sorting pathway. Gene Ontology annotation, cellular component: endosome. Gene Ontology annotation, molecular function: protein binding. Bases 1 to 2949 code for a protein of 982 amino acids. The transcript has 4 exons.
AUGCCGCAGUCACCUAUGAUCUCGGUACCUCUCAAGGCUACCAAUGAGAUUGAUUGGAUAUCACCCUUGAAAGACUACAUCCGUCAAAGCUAUGGAGACGAUCCUGAACGCUAUGCUGAAGAAUGUGCCACUCUUAAUCGCUUGCGACAGGACAUGCGAGGGGCUGGAAAGGAAAGCACGUCGGGUCGCGAUAUGUUAUAUCGAUACUACGGUCAGCUCGAGCUGCUUGAUUUACGGUUCCCUGUUGAUGAGCAACAUAUUAAGAUAGCAUUUACGUGGUUCGACGCCUUCACGCACAAGUCAACCACGCAAUACUCCCUCGCAUUCGAGAAAGCCUCGGUCAUUUUCAAUAUUUCCGCCGUUCUGUCAUGUCAUGCAGCAUUUCAAAAUCGAAGCGAGGACUCGCCACUCAAAGUUGCAUAUCACUCCUUCCAAGCUUCGGCAGGAAUGUUCACAUAUAUCAACGACAAUUUUCUCCAUGCGCCAUCCUUUGACCUGAGCCGUGAAACUGUCAAGACGUUGAUGCAAAUCAUGCUGGCACAGGCCCAAGAAGUGUUUUUAGAGAAACAGAUCGCCGAUCACAAAAAGGCUGCCUUGCUGGCCAAGUUAGCUGCCCAAGCCAGCUAUCUGUACGGGCAGGCCAUCGAAGGGGUUCAAGAAAACGUCAACAAGGCUAUUUUUGAGAAGGUGUGGUUGACAAUGGUCCAGAUCAAAAGUAAUCUCUUGAGUUCCAUGGCCCAGUAUUAUCAGGCCCAAGCGGAUGACGGAUCGAAUCAGCAUGGCAGUGCUGUCGCCAGGUUAGAGGUGGCAGAAAGACUUGCCAAAGAGGCAGAACGGCUGUCUCGAAACUUCCCGGCUACGGUGCCGGCCAACUCAAAUCUCGGCGGCGAAUGCGGUGCUCUCUUACAAGAGGUUUCCAAGAGGCAGGUAUCCUGUGUCCAGGAUAGGCUUCGCGAAGCGGUAAAAGAUAACGACUUCAUCUAUCACCAUGCCGUGCCCGCUGAAGUCAGCCUAGCGGCUAUUGCGAAGCUUCCAGCGUCGAAACCCAUUCCUGUGAGCGAGCUUUAUGCCGGUCAAGAUAUGCAGCGCAUAACAGGCCCCGACCUAUUCGCCAAGAUUGUGCCGAUGGCCGUAACUGAGUCGGCAAGUCUUUACGACGAAGAAAAGGCCAAACUCAUCCGAGCCGAGACCGAGAGGGUUGACACCGCGAAUGGAGAGAUGGCGGCAAGCCUGGACUAUUUGCGAUUGCCAGGGGCGCUUCAGGUAUUGAAAGGCGGCUUUGAUCAAGACAUUCUUCCCGACGAAGAUUUCCGCCAAUGGUGCAUCGAUGUUGCCGAUCAUGAAGUGCCCGCGGAGAUAUUCGAGUUCUUGCGGAACGAAAAGGAGUAUAUAAUGGUCACAUUGGAAAACAGCUCCAAGCAACUCGAUCUAGAGGAGAGCGUCUGCGAGAAGAUGCGAUCCAAAUAUGAAAAAGCUUGGUCUCAACAACCCAGCUCUCGAUUAACGACAACUCUGAGAUCAGAUAUUCGUAAUUACCGCGAAGCAUUAAACGAGGCCUUGGGGAGUGACAAGCAGCUUGCGGCAAAGUUGCAGGAAAACGAGCCUACAUUUGACGAAAUGCGUCGCGCCGCUCAGGAAUCAAAUGUCGAACAGCUCUUCCGAAAUGCUGUCGCUCAAACCCGGCCCCAGGGUAGUCAUACACUGAGUCCUGCCCACACCGAACCCAACCUCCUCGACACUGAUUUUGGUGAAAGCGGACCUAGUGUGAUGGAUCAAGUCAAUAGGGUUGAGGAUAUCAUCAAGAAGCUCAAUCUCAUAAAACGAGAGCGCAACCAGGUCCUCAAGGAUCUCAAAGAGAAGGUACACAACGAUGAUAUUUCGCAAGUUUUGAUAUUAAAUAAGAAGUCUAUUUCCAACUACGAGACCCAGCUGUUUGAGCAAGAGUUGGAGAAAUUCAGGCCACACCAGAAUCGCCUCCUGCAGGCCAAUCAUAAACAAUCGCAGCUGAUGAAGGAAUUGACAACGGUAUUCAACGCCCUGUUGCAGGAUAAACGUGUUCGGUCCGAGCAGAGCAAAUAUGAGACUAUCCAACGGCAGAGGUCUUCUGUAAUCAACAGAUACAAACGAGCAUAUCGGGAAUUUUUGGAUUUAGAGGCGGGGCUGCAAAGCGCGAAGAAUUGGUAUUCAGAAAUGCGGGAAACGGUUGGGAGUUUGGAUCAGAACGUGCAGACGUUUGUUAACAACCGCAGGGCGGAGGGCGCACAGUUACUCGACAAAAUGGACCAAGACCGGUCUGGGAUCAAGAGCAGCCAAGCCGAGCUCGAGCAAGAGCGUCUACGAGGAUUGAUGGAUCGCAUGACUGUGGAUUCGCAGCCAUCCACGUCUAGUCGUCCGACGCCCGGACCGUUGUUCCAGCCUGGACAGGGUCCUCGAUACGCGCAAAGCAACUUCAAGGGGCAAUAUCAGAUGCCUACUUCACCACCUCCCAACCAAGCAACAUAUCCAACCUAUGCCAGCCCGCCACCGCAGAGCACGUACUCGGCGCCGAUGGCUUACAAUCCGUCUCAAUAUGGUCGAACUCCAGGACCAACCUCACCGCCCUCGAACCAGACGUCGUUUGGCAUCAACAUGAUGCCGCACUCGCCGCCUUUAACUCAAACGUCGUCCUCGUUUGGGCAGAAUCAUCACCAUCAUCAACAACAACAACAACAACAACAACAACAACAACAGACGUACGGGAACUUUGGAGCAUCCCAGACGCAACAGCCGGCGGGUUAUGUGCCUCCCGGAUUUGUGCCUCCGCCGCCGCCUCCUGGACCCCCACCUCUUGGGCCGCAACAGACGUUUCACUACGAUGGGCACAGUGGUCAUCGAGAGGGUGCUCAGGCACGCCCGACACAGUCAGAGCAUGCCCAUGAUCCUUGGGCUGGACUGAGUUCAUGGAAAUAA